AUGCCUCUCACUUGCUUAAUUUGCUCAUCGGCUAUUAACCGUAGUACUACCUAUUUAACUUGUCUUGCCUGUAAGAAAACUACAGCUCAUAGUAAUUGCGUUACUACUACUGGAUCCUCUCCUAAAAACGCAUCUUCUUGGAAAUGCAGUAUUUGCUCUCCUUCUAAUUUCGAUUUACUCUCUAAAAUCGAAAAAUUGUUCGACCUAUUAAAUUCUACCAAUGAAAAAUUAGACCGGGUUGUAGCUGAAAAUUCUCGUUUUCAAGAAAAAUUAUGCUUACUUGAAUCAAGAUUCGUCAAAUUAGAAUCAAAUCCAACUUCUAAUGCCGUUUCUUAUUCUGACAUGUUUAACGAACUACAUGAUCGCCAAUCUCGAGAAAAAAAUAUAAUUUUAUUUAACGUACCCGAGUCGAUUAAUGAUGUCGAUGACACCUCAUUAGUUAAUGACAUUUUUGCUAAAAUUGAUGCCCCUAUCGCUACUUCACUAAUAGUCCGCCUGGGUAAACGUGGACCAAAACCUCGACCGAUAAAGAUCACAUGUGAAAAAAAAUCCGACGUUGGGUUAAUACUUAAGUCAAAAAAUCGCCUCCGGAAUCUACCUGACAAGAAAUUUAUCCACGUAACGGUUGAUUGGACCACUUCACAACGCAGUUUCUACAAUAAAGUACGUGAACAACUUUCAAUACGUAAAAACAAUGGUUUUACACAUACAGAUAAUACUUUUAUAAAUAAUAAUAUUAAUUCAUCUAAAUUUAAAUGCAAACAUAUUGAUGGCUUGUUUCAAAAUGUUAGGGGGUUGCGUACAAAGUUAGAUUUAUUACGUAUCAAGGAACCGUUAUUUACUUUGGAUUUUUAUGUAAUUGUUGAGACUAGUUUAAAUAGUAACUUCUUAUCAUCUGAACUUGGUUUUUCCUCGUUUGAGAUCUAUAGAUGUGAUCGUGACUAUACAAAUUCUGGCGUUAACCUUGGUGGCGGAGUUUUAAUUUGUGUAAAAAAAAAAUUGUUUUCUAAACAUUUAAAUGCACUUUAUACUCCAAAUUUUGAACACUUAUUUAUUCACGUCCGUGUUAAUAAUAAAGACUUAAUAAUCGCUGGUGUUUAUUUUCCACCCAAUAGUAACAAUGAUAGUUACGUUUCAUUUUUUAACGCUUUAAAUUUAAUUGUAUCAUCACAUCCUGAUUAUGAAAUUAUUAUUUGCGGUGAUUUUAAUCUACCUAAGUUAAACUGGGUUGUUCAUAAGGACUAUGUUAAGUGCUACGGUAAUAUCUAUAAUCAGGCAGCAACCGUUAUCGAUGAAUUCGCUUAUCUCAACUGUCGACAAUUUAAUAGAUGGUAUAAUUUAUCGGGCUCAUUACUUGAUUUAAUAUUUUCUAACAUUCCAAAUGUUUGUGUUCUUAAUGACGCUGAUAAAGCUAUUUUACCUUUAGACACGUUAUAUCACCCUGCUCUGUACAUUAGCUUUAAUAUUUCUACGUGUUGUAGUAAUUCGGACCCAAUUCCAAGUUAUUUCGAUUUUAACCGAACUGACUUUUGUGGCUUAUCGUACGCUCUUAAUUCUUGUAAUUGGAACGACAUUUUAAGCAGUCCGGACAUUAAUAUAGCCACUUCAUGUUUUUACUCAACACUUAACACUCUGAUUGAAUAUUUCGUUCCUAAAAUUACUCAAAAAAAAACUAAUUUCCCCUCCUGGUAUAGCAAGUACUUAAUAUGUUUAAUUAUCAAAAAAAAAAUUGCACAUAAAACUUUCAAACGUUAUAAUAGUCCUAAUGAUUUCAAUACUUUUAAACUAUUACGGCAACAAAUCAAAAUUGAAUCUUAUAACGCAUAUAAUAGUUAUCUUAAUCACAUCCAAUCGGAUUUAUUAUUAAACCCAAAACGUUUUUGGAAUUUUGUCCGCUCUAAAAAACAAGAUAGCUCUAUCCCUCAAGCCAUGUCUCUCAACGAAGUAUCUGCCAAUUCAAGCCAAGAUAUUGUUAAUCUUUUUGGUGAUAUUUUUGAAGGUUUAAGUUUUCUUAAACCUAAGUGUUCAUAUGGUCCUGAUGGGAUACCUCCUAUACUAUUACGUAAUUGCCGUUAUUCAUUAGCACUACCCAUCUAUACAUUAUUCAAAUUAUCUUUAUCUACUAGCUCUUUUCCUACAUUAUGGAAAUCUAGCUACAUUCAACCUAUUUUUAAAUCUGGUGCCAGAUCAAAUGUCGAAAACUAUAGACCUAUUUCCAUUUUAUCUGCAAUCCCUAAGUUUUUUGAUAAAAUACUUGCUUCAAAAAUUAACCACUAUUUUAAAAAUGUUUUUAUUAAUGAGCAACACGGGUUUAGACCUGGUAGAUCUACGGUUAAACUGUAUGGUGUAUCGGAUCCAUUAUUAACAUGGUUCAAAUCAUAUCUCUCCUCCCGUACCCAAAUUGUAAAAAUUCAUAACCAUUCUUCUUUUCCCAUUUCCGUUACCUCAGAUGUCCCGCAAGGUGGCCACCUUUCUCCGUGGCUAUUUAACAUUUUUAUUAAUGAUGUGUCCCAAUGCUUUUCUAACUGUAAAUUCUUGCUCUUUGCUGAUGACUUGAAGAUUUUUAAUGUUAUAAAUAACACAUCUAACUGCUUAGAUUUACAAAGUUGCUUAGUUAAACUUUAUAAAUGGUGCACUGAUAAUGGUUUAUUAAUAAACAUUAACAAAUGUAAUUAUAUAUCGUUUUUUCGUACUCGUUCAUAUAUUAACUUCCAAUAUUCCAUUAAUUCCAAUCAACUUGUCCCAGUUACCACAAUAAAAGAUCUAGGUGUUAUUUUCUCUUCCGACCUUUCAUUUAAUGACCACAUUAAUUACAUUUGUAACAAGUCCAAUAAAAUACUUGGGUUUUUAAACCGUAACACCAUUGGUUUCUCUAAUAUUAACGCGUUGAAUACUCUAUAUAUGUCACUAGUCCGUUCAAUACUUGAAUACGCUGCUAUUAUUUGGUCACCCCAUCAACAAUUACAUAUUAAUCGUAUAAAUAAAGUACAAAAUAAAUUUAUAAAAAUAAGCACAUUUCGUUGUGGGAUUAACCCGUAUACUUUUAAAUCUCUAACUGAUAGACGUGUUGAAUUUGAUGUUACCUUUAUUUACAAAUUAUUGAACAAUGAUAUUGAUGCUCCUGAUUUACUUGCUAAAUUAUCUUUAGCCGUUCCUUCUUUUUAUUCUAGAAACCCCCAAACUUUUAAAACGAAUUUUCACACCACUAACUAUGGUUACGCAGCCCCUCUUGAUCGUGCUUGUCGAUCUAUUAAUAAUAUGUCAAAUAUUGAUAUUUUUAACGAUUCUUUGCCAUCAUUAAUUCUAAAACUAUAA
Metopolophium dirhodum (rose-grain aphid) is the source of this 3315-nucleotide messenger RNA. RefSeq lists its product as uncharacterized. Gene Ontology annotation, molecular function: catalytic activity. Lineage: Eukaryota; Metazoa; Arthropoda; Insecta; Hemiptera; Aphididae. The transcript is spliced from 4 exons. The record is from RefSeq and is a predicted model, not a curated record. The coding region runs from base 1 to 3315 and encodes 1104 amino acids.